AUGGCCUCGUCGAACUUCUUGGCCGCAAUCGACGACGACACGCUCUUGGUCAGCUUCACCGCCUCCAUCAGCGGCUUGCGCACAAUCUUGCCGUCCAGAAUGCCAAUCAUCGGCGACGGCGUCUCUGGCGUGUUUUCCAGAACAGCCCGCACUGCGUCCACGCCCUGCAACGUGGCAAGCAUUCUGUCGAACGCCACGGCCGUGCCUCCACGCUGGACAUGGCCCAGCGUCGUGAUUCUCGUGUCCAGCCCGAUCUCCACCAGACAGUCCUUGACUUGGUUCGACGUGAUGGGGUUCAGCUCGUCGUCCAAGGCCCCCUCGGCAACAAUCACCGUGGUUUUCCGACGGCCUUUUUCUCUGUGCCGCGAACAAACUCUCUUGAGCUCGUCACGCCAUGAGCCGGCCUUGUGCGGCCGUUCAGGAAUGAAAAUAUGGUCCGCUCCGCACGAAAUGCCCGCCAUCAACGCCAACCAUCCGCAGUGCCGGCCCAUCACCUCCACCACAAACGCCCGCGAGUGCGAGGCCGCAGUAGAAUCAAUGUAG
This is a messenger RNA of Ogataea philodendri, 543 nucleotides long. RefSeq lists its product as uncharacterized. Bases 1 to 543 code for a protein of 180 amino acids. The record is from RefSeq and is a predicted model, not a curated record. The transcript has a single exon. NCBI's taxonomy places the organism in Eukaryota, Fungi, Ascomycota, Pichiomycetes, Pichiales, Pichiaceae.